Molecule: messenger RNA, 2622 nt
Organism: Williopsis jadinii
Lineage: Eukaryota; Fungi; Ascomycota; Saccharomycetes; Phaffomycetales; Wickerhamomycetaceae
Gene: SOV1
Product: Sov1p
Exons: 1
Coding region: 13-2535 (840 amino acids)
Source: RefSeq, a predicted model, not a curated record
ACGGAGACAAUAAUGUUGAGACUUGGUGGAAGGACCGUGUUGAGGUCUCACAUACGAAGAGCUCUUCCCUUUGUUAUUGCCCAACGUGCUGCCCGUACAAGGCCGCAGCUCAACAGGCAACCACGGCCAACGGCUGGAGACGGUGAGCAUGUUGACGAACUGAGGAUUAAACCUCUGGGGGAUUUGGAUAAGGCCUUGGAGUCGCUCAACGACCAAGAGGUCACUGCAGUUGACGUUGACCCUUCUAUUGUGCUGUUGGAGAACUUGAACUUGUCAAGGCCUGGAACUAAGACUGAUAAGAGAUACAGGAAACAGAAGGCACUGUUGAGUACUUUGACGACAGAGGCUGAGAAGACCCAGUCAUUGUUCAAGUUCUUUUUAAAGGAAGCGUACGAAGAGAUUGUGCACUAUCCUAAUAGAGAUGAGCUGGAACCACUUGAUGACUCGAAGAUCAAGACUAAGGACAUUGAGCGUGGGUUGGAAUAUGAAAUCAAGCAGAGAACAUUGGAUCACUGGAACGUUGGCAACGUUAGAUAUAGAAGGUUCGAAGUGUUGAUAACUGUCUUGGAAAACCUAUACAAGGCACCUGAUGGCUGUACCAUACUCUCAGUUGAAGAUAUGGCCCAAUGCUUUGAAAUGGCUCAGUACGUUGCGGACCACGAGCUGAGGCUAAGAGCCAGGUUUCUAUCAGGGUCACUGGUCUACAAGCUGAAAAGAGUCGAAUUCGAUGCGAUAAACGAGUACCAAUAUAUCGAAUCACUGAUGUACUAUGGGAAUCAUCAUGAAGCGCAGACGAUAUUGGCCAAAAAUUGUGAGAAGAUUGGACAAAGAUGGUGGUACGAAUUGAUGGUUAUAAACUACAUCGACUUGAGGAAUUUUAACGAAGCAGAAGCGGUGGUACGACUCAUCGAGACAAAAUAUUCACCAUUUAUGGACGAAAGGGUAUACGUCCAUUUCAUCAAUGGCUAUAUCGUGGCAGGUAAUGUUGAAAGGGUUCGUUACUGGACCAGUAAACUUCAACAAGUUGUGAAGGCUUUGGGAUUUAGACGGUUUGAAAGAGAAGACCCGGGGUUAGGUGCUGCUGAAGAAGAUAUCACAGAGUACUUGAACAUUGUUGAUCCUCCCUCGAGGGAGACCUUCCUAGGCGUCAUAUCCUCGUAUCUGGGAGCUGAUGAUCAUGGCAGCUUGAAAAGUUUGAAGCAAGAAACCCCAAAGAUUAUGGACUUUUACCUUGAACAAGAAUCAACCUCGCCUGACGACUUGAAACAUCUCUUACUAAACUUCAAAUUUGAAUACAAGACAAAGAUCCAGCCAAUGGUUUCUAAGUUGUCAGAUUCGCAAGCAGAGAAGCAGAUAAAUAGCUUCUUUGAUCAGUAUAGGAAAACACAUGAAGUUGAAGCCAAGCAAGGUGAUAUCCUCGAUGAAUUCUUCAACUCUUUAAGCCAAGUUGGUGGUUUUGCCAGGAUUAUCGAUGAGUUCAAAGCUCUUACAGAGCAGCAACAGAGACUUACACAGAGAAACAUGUACAGAUUGCUAACUGCAUUGGUCAACGCUGGUAAAUUAGAACAGGGACUCAAAGUGUUGGACGAUUUGGAGAAUUCGUACAGAGAUGUAUCGAUAACACCAGAUCUCGUCAAAGAUUUGGUUAUACCUCCUGUUGCUCCGCAUCACUAUAUACCAUUCAUCAGAUACUACGGACGUACAGGGAACGUGGAUCAAAUGAUUCAUAUCAUCGAUAGAUUUACCGAUCUACUUGGACACUAUAACCCGUUGAUCCUUACUCAAAUCCUGGGUAGCUUGGAUCGUAAUAGGCAAUACCAAUUGGCAAUGAAAUUCAUCCAUUCUAUUGUUCUCGAAGAUAUACACAAGGAGGACUUGGAGUAUUCUGACUUUACAAAACUAUACUCUGCUAUCUGGCAAUGUCUACGGCACGUAAUGGCGACAAAUAGUGGUCGUCGUCAUGGCAUCGACUUGCCAGACUUAAGAGUGUUAUUCAUGAAGAUGAUUCAUGACAACGUGGUUCCUUCUCCUGAUGACUAUACGACAAUCAUAAAGACAUUCACUUUGGAGCACGAUCUAUGUGGUUUGGCUUGUGUUCUGCAAUACAUGGGUCUUGUUCAUAGAUGUACGCCCACACCACAGUGCUUGAAAUGGAUUGAAAAGAUUUACAAGGACAAGGCGAGUAUCGAGAUAUCUGAGCUUAAGAGAAGCUCACUGUACGAUGAUGCUUUGAAGAGGUUACAAUCUGAAAGGCUUGCACAGCAUAGUUUAGAUCCAUUUUCACCAGAGAGAGAAGCGUUGGAAGAACAGAAAAUUGUUGAACAGAUGCGUGAAUCCUUGAAGCCAGAUGAACAGACAAAACCUCUACAAAACUUGGAACAUGAACUACUAUGGCGAAUUGCAUUUGCAAAGGUGAUUGAAGUCAUAAAGAGCCAACCAAACUAUCAUCCUCGCAUGCUUGACAAUGCACAUACGGAAUUUGAGUUGGUUGAACAGAUAGACACCCUGUUGGGGUCUUUGGAGCAUAGUCAUUGAACCUUGGUUCGAUGAAACUUUGGUUCAAGUUGAAUAAAAUGAGUUAGCUUGUAUAUAUUGAUCUACUUAAUGAAGUUAUGAAACUAC